Rhipicephalus sanguineus (brown dog tick) is the source of this 2390-nucleotide messenger RNA. Its product is annotated as cytosolic carboxypeptidase 1. The record is from RefSeq and is a predicted model, not a curated record. The coding region runs from base 105 to 2390 and encodes 761 amino acids. Lineage: Eukaryota; Metazoa; Arthropoda; Arachnida; Ixodida; Ixodidae. The transcript is spliced from 19 exons. Gene Ontology annotation, biological process: C-terminal protein deglutamylation; protein side chain deglutamylation.
UCGCGGAGGCGGAGGGCGCAGCUAAAAGGGAGCACUGCUCGCGUGCAGGACAUCGGGACACUGGCGCAGUCUUGCAAGAAGCAGGCCCAGCCUAGGCCAGCACAAUGGCAGCGCCCACAGAUACGGAGAAUCUGUGGAGGUUGCGCCAAGUGUUGCCUGUGCUGGGUGGCCCCCCCGACCCUUGCGGGAUGCUGGGGCCGCAGGUUACCUCACUGCUGACUGGUUUACAACACGCUGAGAAAAGGAAGCAGCUGACGCCAGCACAGAUUGAUGAGUGUAUCCCGAUGCUCCUUGCACUAUUGGAACAACCUAAAAAUUCUUCCGUAGUUCGAGAUGUGGUCAUGGCCUUAAAAGAAAUAGUGAGUGAACAGAAAGGUCGGACUCGCCUCCUGGUUGAGCAAAGUGCAACUCAGGUGCUGUUACCGGUGCUUCUGAGGCAUCGUGACAUGGGCCUGUCUGAGCCAGCAUUUCUGGUGGCCCUCUGCAACCUGCUCUCUCGUCUAGCUGCUCAAGAUCAGAAGUUCUGCUUGAGGGCUCGUGUCCUGGGUGCAUACAAAGUUCCCUUGGAAGAGCUUCGGAAAUUCAAAGUCAAAAUCAAGGUUAAGGUUGCCAUCUUGCUGCUGCUGAAAAGACUGCUUGGCAACAAGCAGAAUGCAACUCUUCUGGGUAACGAAGGCCUGUUGGCGGAGUUAUUCUACUUGCUUGAGGGCAACAGCACUGUUUGCCUCCAGACUACCCUGACCUUGGAGUGCUUGUCCCUGGCUACCUGCUCCAAGCGCAAUGUGCUUGAGCUGGUUCAGAGGGGCCACCUGAAGCAUCUGCUGGCCAUCGUAGAGACGUGCAACGUGAAGGCUCUUCGAGGAGAUGCGGGCCUCAAUCGCAAAGAGAGGCUUCUCUGUCGCAUCAUGCGGGCAGACCUGGAGUGUCUUAUCAACAUUGCCAGGCAUAAGGCCGGCCGAAGGGAGUUGCGAAAGCAAGAGGUGCCACACCUGCUGUGGCGUUGGGCCUCAUCUCUAGGCCCUGGUGAGCAGGGUGACCGCCUGACGAGGGGAGUGUGCCAGGUGGUUCACAGGUGUCUACCACCUUGGCCAUUACCGAUCGCCAGGACCCAUGGGCCCCUGCAAUGGCCCCUUGGUGCAGGCAGCAAUGAAGCCCUACCAGUAGCUGAGGAGGCCCCAGUGACCCAUGCUUCCAGUGAUUACGAUGAGCUGCAGUCUUCCCAGUCAGCCACUUCAUCAGAACAUGAGGCCGAGCUAGAUGAACCACCUGACAUAUCGAAAUGUGAACCUUUGCCCGAAAAAUACAAUUUGGAUGUGGACUUGGAGUCGUACUCUAAAUUUUUCCCAGAAUUGAAGGUCCACGAGGAAGCUGCGGAUGUCAGCCCCGCUGCUACUUCAGAGGUGUCCUUGACUGCAACUAUGAAGAGCCCUGAAGCUGGAGAUCCUUUAGAAAAGCUCAAGUGUAGCUAUGAGGUUAUGGUGCAAAGCACCCAGGGUCUUGUGCCUUUGGUGAAGAUUGCCUUUCCAGAAAUGAUGGGCCACUUGCAUACUGAGCCGCUGGAGCGGCUGCACUCAUGCCAAAAUUCAGGUGCCAGAAACAAGAUACUUAAAGAAGUACGGAUACGGCUGGAGAAUGUUAGGGAUCCUAGCAGUUUUCCCGUUUUAUACGACUACGACACUCUAGCCCUACACAGCCUGCCUCCAUCAAGACCUCUGAUGAACAGUGACGCACCACGAUCUCUUCAGGAAGUAGUCACCGAGCGGCUGUGGUUCGAGUCCCGUUUUGAAGGUGGAAACCUUCGCAAGGCCAUUCAGGUUGGGCCAUAUGAGUACAACCUGCUGAUGAGUCCAGACAUCAACACAGGCCUACACCAUCGCUGGUUUUACUUUGAAGUGGCAGGCAUGCGCAGUGAUGUGGACUACACAUUUAACAUUGUAAACUUUGACCGCAGUGGAAGCCUGUACAAAGAAGGCCAGUGCCCGCUGCUCUUCUCGGUCCGAGAUGCGGCCAAUGGCCGUGGCUGGCGUCGUAUUGGUGGUGGCAUCAGCUACCAGCGCAACCUGCACUGGCGAGCUGACAAGGGACCCCUCUUCACACUGAGCUUCACUGUCCGCUUUCCCCAUGCUGGAGAUGUGUGCUACAUUGCCAACAGCUUCCCCUACGGUUUUUCCCUCCUUAAGGCACACCUUAAACUUUGGCUCAGCUCAUAUGACCGUGGUAACAUAUUCCUGGAGCGACAGGAGCUGUGCAGGACCAUGGCUGGCAACCCCGUGCCUCUGCUGACCAUUACAGCCCAGCCCUUGGAAUUAUCCAGGCCAUAUAUACUGCUAAUGGCUCGAGUACACCCUGGUGAAACAAAUUCUUCGUGGAUAAUGAAAGGUGAGCAUUGA